AUGUCCAAUAACAACAAUCAGAUUCCUGGGAUUAACCCAGACAAUGGCCCCGCCUUGCCUCGUGGGCCUCCAGGGAGAGAGUUCAAUGCCAUCGAUAUCAUCAACACCAGAGGCUUCGACCACUUGAUGAAGCUUUACGAGGUGGAUAGGCGGUUGACGAUGAGAAACCGGCAGGAUAUAAUUGAUUUCUACACCUCCUUGUCCAAGUCUACGCUUUCGUACGGCUGGGGUGCGUUCUUUGCCCUCGGCUCCAUUCCGUUUGUGUUGCGGUACAGACGUACUGGCUCCACCAGAGGGGCCCGGGCAGGGUUGGGAAUCAUUGGUGGAAUGCUUGGGAUGAUGGCUGGCUCUAAUUAUGGGUUGAGAAGGGGCUACAGCACCGGAUUCCAUGCCUUGGAGCAAGAUUCAAGUAAACAGCCAGUCGUGGAGAUGAUCAAGCUUAUGAGUCCGAUGGAAGCGCCAAUGUGGAUGAGAUACUUCCAGGAAACCGCUAAGGACGAAACCAAAGUGAUGCCAGACCCAAGGGUAGUGGUUCAACAGUUGAAGGAACAGGGCAUUGAGAUCAAGCCUGGUUUCUUGGGCCGCACCAGAGACCCAUUGGGGAUCCAUCCAAGACGACCAGCUUCGGUGUGCAGAGAUCAGUCAUCCACCGCCCAGCCUUCCAUUGCCACGCAAGUGUCAGAAAUGGACAAUGAUCCGUUUGCCGAAGCCGAGCCUGCCAAACCAACGUUGUCUCCUUGGGAGGCUGUGAGGGUCCGGAACGGACUGGCACGUUACGAUAGGGCUGUCCCAGUUUCGGCUCAGCAGCCGUAUGCCGACUCUAGUGAUGCACAAACCUCCUUUGAUCAGUUGAUGGAAAAAGAGAGAGGGUACAGUGAACCAGAUGCUUCCAAGGACGACGGUGACAAGUGGGCAUAG
Messenger RNA from Babjeviella inositovora NRRL Y-12698, 918 nucleotides. RefSeq lists its product as uncharacterized. NCBI's taxonomy places the organism in Eukaryota, Fungi, Ascomycota, Pichiomycetes, Serinales. Bases 1 to 918 code for a protein of 305 amino acids. The transcript has a single exon. The record is from RefSeq and is a predicted model, not a curated record.